GCGUUUUCCGGGGCAAUGGCGGCCAAGGCCUUCAAAGUGCGGACCGGGCCCGGAGGGAGCAAAUACGGGCUGGCGGCCCGGAGCCUCGCGGAGCUGCUGCGGAAGGCCUCCCUGCUGGAGCCGCCCUUGGUCGCGGGCUGCCGACUGGGCCGCUACGAGGACGGCGUCGAAAUCAGCGAAGAGGCUUUCCGUGCCCUGCCCGAGGACGCCGAGCUGAUCCUGUUGCGCCCCGGAGAGGAAUGGAGCGGAUACGUCAGUGAGAUCGAGCGCUUCCUGCGUGCUUUCUCCAACUGCUCCUCCGGCGUGCUCCACGCAGCUCAGGGGCUCCUGUCAGGCGAGGAGGCUCCCAAGAGGUGCAAACUCCUGUCUGACCUGAUUCAGAACCUCAGUGAAAAUAUUUCUGCAGAAAGCCGGAAGGAAGACGAGGCGUGGUUUGAAGGGGUUGAAUCUCGGUUUAAGACCAAGUCCAGUUAUAUGCGCCAUAGUUGUGAGAACAGAAUCCGUGGAUACAUGAAAGAGGUUGGGGCUUACAUUUCUGCCGUCCCUCCCGCCCUCCAAAUGAAAUUCAGCGGGGUCGCCGAAGCCAUGCUGGAGAAACUGAAGUUGGAGAAGUACAAUGGUUUCUAUUUCGACCGGAAGGAAGAGACCAAAGGCCGCCUCUGCACACCGGAAGGCUGGUUCUCGUGCCAAGGCCCUUUUGACACCGAAGACUGCUGCUGGAGACACUCCAUCAACCCUUACGGGAACAAAGAAAGCCGGAUUCUCUUCAGCACGUGGAACCUCGACCACAUAAUUGAGAAGAAACGGGCUGUCCUGCCCACCUUAGUCGAGGCCGUGAAAGGCUGCGACGGGAAGGAAAUUGACUGGGAAUAUUUUUACCGGCUCUUGUUCACCACGGACAAUUUGAAACUGGUGCACAUUGUGUGUCACAAGAAAACAGUCCACAACCUCGGCUGCGACCGGACAAAAAUCUACCGUAAACGAAAGACAGGCCGGAACGACAGGCCUCUUUGCAGCCACACCCCGAGAUCCUGGGUUCAAACGUCAAAAACGAAACAAAAAAAUGACUCCAAACUUUCUAAAAAUAGAACAACGAAAACCUCCCACCCUAUAGCCAAGAAGGGAUCUGCUUAACGGCUGUGCCGUUUGCUUAACAACCACUGCAAAAGAGGUUGAAUCAAAUUUGCCUGGCCAGGGAGUCAUUUCUGUUAUUUAAAUGAUUGUUUUUACUCCAUAUUUUUUAAAAAGAGUAAAAAUGAAAAAUAAGAUUUUAAAGAAAUUACAAAAAUUAAUUAGUGAAUAUUAUAGCUGUUUUUCCCCCACCUCUUUAAAGGCAUUCAUUGAAGGCUGCAACUUGGUUAGCCACCUUGUGAAAUCGCCCCUGCAAGCUGGAAUUGUUUCGUUGUGUG
Messenger RNA from Pseudonaja textilis, 1409 nucleotides. RefSeq names its product DNA fragmentation factor subunit beta (gene DFFB). NCBI's taxonomy places the organism in Eukaryota, Metazoa, Chordata, Lepidosauria, Squamata, Elapidae. Gene Ontology annotation, molecular function: DNA endonuclease activity. Gene Ontology annotation, biological process: apoptotic process; apoptotic DNA fragmentation. Gene Ontology annotation, cellular component: nucleus; cytoplasm. The record is from RefSeq and is a predicted model, not a curated record.